AUGGAAAUGAAAAAAGCUAAGAAGAUACGUGCUUCAAUACUUGGCCUUUUAACCAAACAGCGGAAUAAUUUUAAUGAGCAAGCAAGUUCUAUUAAUAAUUCGGCUUUGAGCAUUAUGUUGCAGCUCAUCGAUGAUUAUCAUAAACGACAUAAUGCGAUCACGGAACACAUUCUGGAGUUGAGUGUGGAUGAGAAGGAAGAUGAUGAUGCUUGUGAAAAGGACGCUGCUUUUACUACAGCGUAUAUUGACCUCAAGACCAAAUUAAUGGACUUAAUUGAGGAGAAAAAAGCUGAUUUGAAUUCAACCUUCCAUUCAAGUUCAACACCAAACCAACCUGUCCGUGCAGUGAGAUUACCGAAAUUAGAACUUCCCAGAUUUUCUGGGAAAUAUUGCGAUUGGAUGGAUUUUAAGAAUGAAUUCGAAUCCAUGAUAAUAAAUGAUACUAGUUUGAAUGAUAUUGAUCGUUUCAGAUUCUUAAAAUCUGCGUUGAGUGAUGGGCCUAAGCGCAUUAUUAGUAACAUGGAAGUAACAGCAUCUAACUUUUCAAAGGCAUGGCAAGCUUUAAAGGACCGCUUUGACCACGAGGCCCUCAUAUUUGGGUCCCAUAUAAAUGAAAUUGUUUCCAUGCAAGGGGUAUCGGGCGGAGGUCCACAAGCCUAUAGAGACCUUAUCGACAAGGUUCAGGCACACUAUAGGUCGCUGCUAUCGUUGGGGUCCGCUGAAGCUGUGGCGGAGAAUUUAAUGAUUAGUCUUAUUCUCGGAAAAAUUGAUAUAAAGGCUCAAUCCAAGUGGGAAGAACAUACAAACGAGAACAUCGCAACAUGGACAAGUUUUACCAGUUUCUUUGAGAAAUAUGCAGCAGCACAAGAGCGUGUGGAUCAGACCAGAAAGCAAAGUGGAAAAUCACAGGUUGUAGAUAAACGCCCGCAAUAUGGUAAGAAGAGUCAUACUACUUUGGUUGCUAGUUUGCAUGAUAGUAAAUGUUUUAAGUGUCAAUCAAAUAUGCAUGUUUUAAAAGAUUGCCCUACAUUCCUUGCGCUUACACCCAAAGAACGUUCAGAAGAAGUAAGAAAGAUGAGCGCCUGUGUUGCAUGUCUUCAAUCAAGGCAUUCGUAUAGGUUUUGUAAGGGGCGGUGUGAGAAAUGCUCAAGGAAGCACCACGCUUUAUUGCAUUUUGAAAGCACGCAACCUGUUGUUGAAUUAGCAAGUAGUACGUCACAAAGAUCAUUUUUUGCAUCACAAUCUUUUGAAGAUGAGCAGGUUCUAUUAGCGUCAGUUAUUGUGAAUGUAUUUGAUGGAAAUGGCUGCGCCACCCCUUGUCACGCCUUGCUAGAUUGUGGCUCUACAGAUCAUUACAUAUCAGAGAGAUUUGCCAAAAUAAUAAAUGCUAAGCGAAUCAAGUGUGAUACUCUUAUAGGCGGCAUUGGAAGCAUUGGUGUUUCAUCGAAAGGACUCUGUAAAUUAACUUUUGGCUCCGUAAUAAACGACUCUGAGCGAUUCGUUAUUCAUGCAUCUAUUUUACAGAAAAUUACAGAGUCUUACCCCCCACUUGCCUUCAGUAUUUCGGAAUGGAAAAUUCCAUCUCACGUUAAAUUAGCAGAUCCGAACUUUAACAGGCCUAAGCACGUUGAUCUUUUGAUAGGCGGAGGUUUAUUUUGGAAAUUAUUAACUGGUGAGCAAUAUCCAUUAGGACCCGAUCUCCCUUAUCUUUGUAAUACGAAGCUUGGAUAUAUUGUCGUUGGAUCUAUCGCUACAUCCCCAACUCUUCUUCGUAGGGCACUUUACUCAUCUAGAGCUUCAAUCGACAAUCUAGAAUCAUUGAGGCAGCUAGUAGAACGAGCAUUUGAAAUUGAGUCUUGCACAAAGUAUAAAGCUGGCUCGUUUCUCAGUCCCAAAGACAAGGCUGUUGAGGACCAUUAUGAACUUACGACUCGUCGAGGCAACUUUGGACGAUACACCGUACGCCUCCCUUUCUGUGGCAACCCAAUCUUACUUGGUGAUUCAUUGGACAUUGCAACCCGUCGCUUCCAAGCCCUCGAACGCAAACUUGAAAAACAUCCUCUUAUGAAACAAAUGUAUUCAGAAUUUAUUGAUGAAUAUGAGCGCCUUGGUCACUUAGAAGUGGUUCCUAAUUUCGAUGCUUCUACGCCACAUUUCUUUAUGCCCCAUCACCCGGUGUUUAAAAUGUCAAGCUCAAGUACGAAAAUAAGAGUGGUGUUUGAUGCCUCAUGUAAGACAUCAAAUGGAGUCUCCCUGAACGAUUUAUUAUACACUGGGCCAAAGCUACAGGAUGACUUGUUGAUAAUACUCUUGAGGUUUCGCUUAUUCCCGUACGUAAUAACUGCUGAUAUACAACAGAUGUAUAGGCAGGUACUUGUUGAUCAAGCUGACACUAAUUUUCAAUUAAUUUUAUGGCGUAAAGAAAAGAAAGACCCAUUGAAAGUUCUUCGACUGCUCACAGUUACUUACGGUACCGCUCCUGGAGCUUAUUUAGCUAUCAAGACUUUGCAUAAACUAGGAAUGGAUGAAGCUGAGCACUUUCCUGAGGGUGCCAAAUUAUUGAAAGAAAAUUUUUAUGUAGAUGAUGCGAUGCUAGGGGCAAAUAACAUUGAAGAACUCAUUGAAGGUCGACGUCAGCUCGUUGAAAUUUUACAGAGAGGUGGAUUUAAACUGACCAAAUUUUGUUCAAAUGUAGAAUCUACUAUAGCUGACAUUCCUUUAGAAUCGCGAGAAAAGUUUGUCCAGAUUGGGGACCACAAUACUAUAAAGACUCUUGGUUUAACUUGGCAACCUGGGGCAGAUAUAUUUCGGUGUACCUACAAUGAAAUUGAAGCGACAUCUAUUAUUACGAAACGUGUUGUGUUGUCAGAGAUUGCUAGACUGUUUGACCCAAUUGGAUUUAUUUGUCCCGUGGUCACCUUAGCGAAGAUAUUUUUUCAAGAUUUAUGGCGCAGGAAGUAUGAUUGGGAUACCCCACUAACUGAUGAUCUCGCUACAAAGUGGAAUGGCUUUCGUGGUGAUCUAACAGCAUUGAAUAAUAUUUCAUUACCACGAUAUGUCCUUGGUAAUAAUAAUUACGACUUGCUACAUUUACAUGGGUUUUGCGACGCUAGUCAGAAAGGCUAUGGUGCCUGUGUAUAUACAUGGUGUCUUAAUUCUACUGGAAAAAUCACGGUUCGGCUUUUGGUUGCCAAAUCCCGGCUCGCACCUACUAAAACUCUUACAAUAGCAAGACUUGAAUUAUGUGCUGCGAGACUUUUAGUUGACAUGAUAGAAAGGUUAAGAAUUGAAGUCUUUCGAAACAUUACAAUUAGCGAUAUAAAGUACUGGACUGAUUCAACUAUCGUUCUUAGCUGGUUACAUGAAGAACCCUAUAAAUGGAACACUUUUGUAGCUCACAGAGUAGCACAUAUACAGGAAGUCACAAAGUUUGAUCAGUGGAAGCAUAUUCCAGGUGAGUUGAAUCCGGCAGAUUUUAUUUCACGUGGCAUGUUGCCAACGGAAACGUUAGAAUCCUCACUAUGGUGGAAUGGCCCUGCUUUUUUACGCCAGGCAACCACUGAAUGGCCAAAAGAAUUUAAAUUGCCAAAAUCAAACACUACCGCAUUAGAAGAAUUACGUCCUUCAAAGUAUGUUUUAACAGCUUUUAUUAAAGUGGAUGUUACUGAGUCUAUGCUUUAUUCUCGUAAUUUUCGAGGAACUCGUCGAGCUUUUGCGUAUGCACUGCGUUUUAUUGAGAAAUGUCACAAGCGCAAUCGAAUUCCUGGCAUAAAGCAGUGGCAAAUCUUAUCAAGACCAAAUAUAAGAAAUUUUAUUAAACAUCCGUCAUUAGAAGAAGAAGUGCAUGCAGAGGAAGUUUUUAUUAAAGCUAUCCAGCAAUCGGCUUUCGCAUUAGAAUAUUCGCUACUGGAAAAAGAACAGUCAGUUAAUAAAGGCAGUGCACUAGAAGCUUUGGCCCCAUUUAUAGAUGAAAAAGGCCUUAUUAGAGUAGGUGGGCGAAUUAAGAAAGCUGAGAUAGCCUUUGAUGCAAAGCACCAGAUUCUAUUGCCGAAGACUCAUCGCUUUACGUCCUCAGUCAUCUCAUAUUUUCAUCAUUAUAGAGUUUGUCACGCAGGACCACAAAUGGUGUUGGCAGCUGUUCGAAAUCGUUAUUGGCCUAUUGGUGGAUUACAACUUACAAGAACCAUCGUAAGCAAGUGCAUUUGGUGUUUUCGCAUGCAUCCUAAACUCAUCUCUCAAUUUAUGGGCAGCUUACCCGUAGAUCGUGUAUUACCACUGCAACAUAAAGCAUUUAUGGUAACCGGAGUUGAUUUUGCCGGCCCAAUAAGCGUUCGUCAUCAUAUUCGCUGCAAGCAAAACAAGGAGGUGCAUUUGGCUCUAUUUGUUUGUUUUAUCACAAAAGCCGUCCACAUAGAGCUCGUUCCCGAUCGCUCUACCGAAGCUUUUUUACGUGCGCUGAAAAGAUUUAUAUCAGAUAGAGGCAGAGUUUCUAAGAUGUAUUCUGAUAACGCUACUAAUUUUGUAGGCGCAUCCAACUAUUUCAAAGAACUAAAGGCUAACAUGGAAAAAGAUAGCGAAAUAAUUGAACGAGAAUUUAGUAAAGAAUUUAUCGAAUGGUCUUUUAUUCCACCAAGAGCGGCCCAUCACGGAGGUUUAUGGGAGUCAUCGAUAAAAAUCAUGAAGCGUUUAAUUCACAAUAUCGUAGGAUGCAUGGAAUUAACGGAAGACGAACUUCGUACAGUAGCAAAACAAGCGGGAGCAAUUAUGAAUUCGAGACCUAUAACCCCCAUGUCAGCGGAUCCUAACGAUUUGGAGCCCCUCACGCCUGGCCAUUUCUUGUGCGGUGGACCUCCUACUGCAAUACCUGAGCUUCCUGUGUUGCCUAAAAAUCCAAACUCCCUUCACUUAGCCCAACGAAUGCGAUAUUCCGAGCAGCAGCUGUGGGACCGCUUCUACAAAGAAUAUCUUCAAACUCUUCAACCAAGGUCCAAAUGGCGAUUUAAAAAUAAUAACGUCGAAGUAGGCGAUAUGGUCUUAAUGAAAUUGGAUAACUUAGAUCCCUUACGAUGGCCGUUGGGCAGAAUAAUUGAAGCUAUGCCGGACUCAGAAGGUGUUGUUCGCGUUGUCAAGAUCAGAACAAAAAAGGGCGAGUACAAACGUGGCAUUACACAACUUGCGCUUCUUCCUAAUCAAGAUUGCAGCUUGAGCUUAACAGCUCAAUAG
This is a messenger RNA of Eupeodes corollae, 5223 nucleotides long. RefSeq lists its product as uncharacterized. Lineage: Eukaryota; Metazoa; Arthropoda; Insecta; Diptera; Syrphidae. The record is from RefSeq and is a predicted model, not a curated record. Bases 1 to 5223 code for a protein of 1740 amino acids. Gene Ontology annotation, molecular function: zinc ion binding; nucleic acid binding. The transcript has a single exon.